AUGGUUGCAUGCCUGAUCUGGGCUAAAGGCAAAUGGAAUGAAACUGAAGCUUUUGAAGGAAAAAAACCAUUUUUGCAUGAAAACAAAUUGGUUACAGCGUUUGGCACGCAUUAUGCAUCGUCGAUUAUUGUCGGUGGUGUUAUUGAAAUGUACACACAGGUUAACAGCAAAUACCAAGAGGAACGAAGCUGCACAUCGAUUUCACAAAAUACUCAACUGGAAAUUAAGUUUGUACCGGCUGUAAUAACAACACCAUCAACAAAAAAUUUUGAAUGGGAUAUUUGGUUGAAUAAAACGGCAUUAACACCGGCUGUCGUUAAUCGUACACUAACACCUAUAACUGAUUUAUUGUUCGAAUACCCACUCGAAAUCCGUCAACAUUUACAACUAACCAUUGAUUAUUAUCUUGAACAUGGUAUAGUACCAACUUUACAACAAUUGAGCAGUACUGGCCGCCAUAAACGUCGAAGUAAUGAAGAUACAGACCUAAUUCCAGGUAUGAAUGAAGAAGAACGAAAGAAACGAGCAGCAGUUGUAAAUCCAUUUCUAUCGGGUUUAAGAACAGCACGUAGAGAUCUAUGUCCGAUCAUCGAUUACAAUGGAAGAUUCUGCCCGGGUGUUGAUCAGCCAUCACCUCCUACGACUACUACUACUGCCUCACCGAAACUCCUGUCCGUCAAUAAUGACAGUAAUUCAACUAAUUCCACAUCGAGAGUAGAAGGCAGAUUUCGUCGAUCAUCUCAAAUAUUACCAUUACCACGUGGUGUACUACAUGCCAAAGAUAAGAACCAAAAAAAAAAGAAAAAGAAAAGGAACAACCAAAAUACCAAUCACAUUUCGAACUCAUUUGGAUUUCUCUACGAGUGA
Didymodactylos carnosus is the source of this 867-nucleotide messenger RNA. NCBI's taxonomy places the organism in Eukaryota, Metazoa, Rotifera, Eurotatoria, Philodinida, Philodinidae. The record is from the annotation of a GenBank genome assembly.